Molecule: messenger RNA, 3387 nt
Organism: Histoplasma mississippiense
Lineage: Eukaryota; Fungi; Ascomycota; Eurotiomycetes; Onygenales; Ajellomycetaceae
Exons: 3
Coding region: 1-3387 (1128 amino acids)
Molecular function (GO): nucleic acid binding; RNA-DNA hybrid ribonuclease activity
Source: RefSeq, a predicted model, not a curated record
AUGACAUAUGUACGCAAGGGCUCAAAGACAAGGGCACAGCAACACCGGUCUGUGCAAAGCAGGGAUCUGCUAUGGGUCAGUGUAAAUGGCUGCCACAUUCUCAAUGUGUACAGACAGCCUGAGACAGACGCAGUCAUGGACUAUCUGACCAAUCUGAGCCCACCAGCCCGCUGUCUGAUAGGUGGGGAUAUCAACGUACGGCAUGAUGCCUUUGAACCAGGGGCAGUGAAUCUGCACCGGGGCGGGGAGCUUGUCCAAUGGGCCAGUGAACAUGGGAUGGACUUUGUGGGAGAGAUAGGGGUUCCGACUCAUGCAGCAGGUCAUGUGAUUGAUCUCACCUUCUCCAAUGUGGCCUUUGCUUCCACUACAGUGCGUCAAGAUCUACACUGCGGCUCAGAUCACCAGUCUAUGAUCACUAUGCUGCCAACAACACCUCAAACACAGCCGAGUGAUGCUCGGAUCAAGAUCACAGACUCUCAGCUGGAGCCCUUUGCAGAUCUUGUCAGAGGUCUCAUGGUGGACAUGCCUUGCCCAGAGGGGGUUGGAAAUGUGGCACAGCUUGAUGAUCUGGCCCAGCACUUCACUCAGAGUCUUCUGGCUGCAGCUCAGGCAGUCAGUAAGCCAGCUCAACAAGGGCGGACCACAGCCCCCUGGUGGACAGCAGACUGCCGAAGAGCGCACCGAGAGCUCACCACUCACCAGACAGAGGCCGCGAAGCACCAGUUCAAGGAUGCAGUGCGCAAGGCCAAGCGUGCAUACUGGAGGCAGGUGAUCAAUGAGGCCAGAGAUGGUAGAGACCUGUACCGGGUGGUGGCAUGGCAUAAGCUGGAACCCAACCUCAGAGCACCCCCUCUGGUGAUUGGGGAUCAGGUCAUAGAAGAGACAGCCGCCAAAGCUGAGGCACUUCAACAAGCAAUUCUGAAGCGAUACAACUCAGCUGAUGAUCUGGAGUACAACCCACUGGAUGAUGAGCACUGGAGCGGCAUGGGGAACCUGCCCUGGAACCCCCGGGUUGGGAUGGAGGAGGUGGAGCGCAACACCAUUGGGGUACAGAGCACCUCCCCAGGCACGGAUGGAAUCACAGUGCGGAUGCUCAAAGCAUGCUGGCAGCAUGUGUCCCUCUUUAUACAGCAGCUAUACAACUGCUGCCUCCGGCUCUGCCACUUCCCACGAGCCUGGAAACUGGCAGAGGUGGCAAUGAUACCCAAGGUGGUCAGCCCACAGCAUGGGGGGGCGCUGCCCAGACGAUCUGCAAUGGACCUGGUAGCUGCUUUCACUCAUGAGGUGGAGGCAGCCUUCGCACAAAACAAAGAAGUGUCCAUGGUCACAAUGGAUGUGCAGGGUGCCUUUGAUGCUGUGCUGCGCAGGCGGCUGCUUCAGCGGAUGGCGCAGCAGGGGUGGCCACGCGAGCUGCUGCAGCUCAUUGACAGUUUCCUCACUGAACGCAGAGCUCAGGUCCGGCUGGAGGGGACCACCACAGCAGCACAUCAGAUGCAAUGUGGCACGCCACAGGGGUCUCCUUUGUCACCAAUACUGUUCCUUCUGUACCUGGCAGAGCUGCUGUGGCAAAACUCGGAGUUGCGCUUUGGCUAUGCGGAUGAUCUGAACAUCUGGCGGGCGACCCACUCACUUGACAACAAUGCCACCCUUCUCAGACAAGAUAUACAGAGUAUUCUGAGGUGGGGGGAGAUAAACAAGGUGGCCUUCGCACCAGAGAAACUUGAGAUGAUCCAUCUUACAAGAAAGCGACACAAUGAGGCACCAGCAGUAGUUGUGUCUGAGGACCUCACUGUUCACCCUGUUACUGCCCCAGCUGGACAGGAGCCAGCACUUCGCUGGCUGGGUGUACACUUCGACAGAAGGCUCACCUGGAGACCACAUGUCUCCACCCGGGCAAAGAAGGCAAGGGCCGUGGCCCAGCACAUCCGGAGUCUGGGAAAGACCAGAGACGGGCCCCCAGCAGACGCUCUGCGGAAGGCGGUCACCACCUGCGUGGUUCCCUCACUGCUCUAUGGCACAGAGGCCUGGUACGGCGGCCGCACGCAGCCAGCAAGGCACACGGGCAGGAGUGGGGAGGUUAGCUCCCGCCUGGGAUGGCAUGUGGGGACAGUUGAGAAGGUGCUUACUAUGGCAGCCAGAGGGGUCCUCCCAGUUUUCCGUACAACGUCCAUCGCUACCCUAUACCGGGAUGCUGGGCUCCCAUCAGCAAUGGUAGCUCUGGAGGAGGCCAAAAUUCGAUUCGCGACAAGGCUUCAGGUGGUGGAUGAGAAGCACCCACUGGCUUCACGGAUAGCACCUCCAAUGAUCACACGAGGAAGAGGGGCUGGAACCCGGCAGCGCUCAAAGACCAAGAUCCAGCGGUUGGGGGCGCUGCUACCUGCAGUCAAUAGACCCACACUUGCCAUCCCACACUACUCAGAGGGAUGCGGGACAGACCCCACAGAGGGUGUAGACAAAAAGAGUGCUGCUCAGGCAUUCAAGGAAUGGUGGAGAAGUCAACCCUCAACAGAUCUAUAUGUUUUCUCAGAUGGAUCAGAACGGAACCUUGACAACAGCAGGCAGGUGGGCUAUGGCUUCAUAGUCUAUCAGGGAAAUAAACAGCUGGCCAGCUUCUCAGCUGCGCUGAGCCCUAUGUCACAUGUCUUCGACGCUGAGGCAGUUGGUGCCUGCCGGGCAUUGGACAACCCUCAGAUCUGGCUCUGCCUCGACAACACCUCAGUCAUCUGGGGCAUACGGGGCAGUGCAGCAGCCUCCUCAAACUGGGCCUACAACCGCUGCCAUGAGCUCCUCAGACAGCACAAUGUCGGCCUGAAAUGGGCUCCUGGGCAUAUGGGGAUAGAGGGCAAUGAGGAAGCAGACCGCUUGGCUAAGCGGGCAGUCUCAUCCACUGCAGCCCCAGCCUAUGGUCUCGAGGCCACACCCACAGUCAGUGGGGUCCGCACAGUGGCCAAGCAGCUCAGCCAAGAGGCAAGGCGAAAGUGGUGGAGUGGAGCCUGUGGCAGGCUCUCUGACUGGUACCGGGGCUGGAGUUUCAGCAGGCCGACUGUGGAAUACCAAGUGAAGGCCCCUCCGGAGCUCACCAUGCCACGGCAUGCCCUUCACCGCUGGCUCGCACUCCGCUCCUCUCAUGGGGACUUCUCCUGGUACCACAGGCGUUUCCAGCAUGCAGAUGCGAGGCUCACCUGUGUCUGUGGACACAACAAGAGCCCAGAACAUUUGGUGCUCUGUCGACACUCACAGAGGCACUUUCUUCACUGGCCCAAGAGGCCAGCAGCACGGCCACACAACCGGGCGACAGCUGUUGCCUAUCUAGGGUCUCUGACCCCUACAGACUUUGUAGAACUGCUGGACUGCACGCAGUUCUACACACGGUACUGCACAAGGUAA